UUCCGUUCAUUAGUUUAUUCCAUCUGCGCCAAUCUGCGCCAUGUGCCACUAACUUCUCUGUGUCGCUAAGAGCGAAUUCUCUCGUUUUGAUAUGGGUGCAUUAUCCAAUUUUAAACGGGUGCAGCAGUGGGCAACGUUUACACGUCGUUGGCUUCUGUACGACGCGCGAUGGCAGAACCCAUUCCAGUCCGCCGAGAUGAUCUCCGAUGUGUUGCAAGGCAAACAUAAGCCGAUAUAUUUCGCCACUAAUGACUGCGGCGAUCAUGUUGUGGUGACGAACUGCAGCGAAAUCGCCAUGCCGUGGUACGAGUGGAAGUACCGUAUGUAUUACCACGAUACACGCUUCGCUGGCGGACGCUCUUGGACACCAGCAUGGCAAGUGCAGGACAAGGAUACGACAAAGGUUCUUUGGAAGGCUGUGUACAGGGCAUUGCCAGGUGACCUGACUAGGCGACCCCGGAUGGCCAGGUUGCACCUGUUCCCAGAUGACAAGGUGCCUCGCGAAAUUAUGGAAAACAUCUCCGGUCAACUGAGGCAGCUCCGGCGGGUACCCAAGAAACUCGCAGAGUACUCCGAAGAAGAGCAGGCCAAGUUCCCGAAAGUCUUUGACUACCCAGACGACUACAUUAUCCAGUAGCCUAACCAACAUUACAGUUCGCAGGUCGAUGUAGCUGAACAGUCUGUUGUGCAAAUUGUACAUCUCGAGCAUAUUUGUCUGUUUGCGGACAUUAAAUGUGAAUGCAUAUAGCGUUCACAACUUCCA
Molecule: messenger RNA, 763 nt
Organism: Dermacentor albipictus
Lineage: Eukaryota; Metazoa; Arthropoda; Arachnida; Ixodida; Ixodidae
Gene: mRpL13
Product: mitochondrial ribosomal protein L13
Biological process (GO): translation; negative regulation of translation
Cellular component (GO): mitochondrial large ribosomal subunit; ribosome
Molecular function (GO): structural constituent of ribosome; mRNA binding
Source: RefSeq, a predicted model, not a curated record